Molecule: messenger RNA, 1314 nt
Organism: Fusarium musae
Lineage: Eukaryota; Fungi; Ascomycota; Sordariomycetes; Hypocreales; Nectriaceae
Exons: 1
Coding region: 1-1314 (437 amino acids)
Biological process (GO): glucan catabolic process
Cellular component (GO): extracellular region; cell surface
Molecular function (GO): glucan exo-1,3-beta-glucosidase activity
Source: RefSeq, a predicted model, not a curated record
AUGCAUCUUUCCUCUCUUUUCUCUACAGCUCUGCUGUUUUCGACCGCUAUCGCGGCGCCACAGCCUGAUUACUCUACAACCAGCGCUGCCAAUCAUGGCAAGGUUGCCAAGUAUCAGAAGCAGUGUCCCUUCAGCAUUCCUCAUGUCAAGCCCCAUAACCAGCGAUAUGAGCACACGAUUAACUUCCCCAAGGGAUGUGAAAAUGGGAAGUUCAUCAAUUGGAAGACAUACAAGGCCAAUGGCGUCAACCUAGGUGCUUGGCUUGCAAAAGAAAAGACUCACGAUCCCAUCUGGUGGAACUCCCUUGGUAUCAAGGCCGCUGCUACAAUCGACGAAUGGGGUUUAUGCCAGGCUCUUGGAAAACAAUGCGGUCCAAUCUUGGAGAAGCGAUAUACGUCUUUCCUGAAUAUUUCUACCAUUGAUACACUUGCCAAGGUCGGGGUCAACACGCUUCGCAUCACUACCACUUAUGCCGCUUGGGUCAAGGUCCCUGGUUCCGCUUUCUACCACGGCAAGCAGCAGGAACAUCUUCGCAGGAUCACCCAGUAUGCCAUUGAGCGAUACAACAUGCAUAUCAUCAUCGGCCUCCACUCCCUGCCCGGCGGUAUCAACAACCUCGACAUUGGCGAGGCCUUUGGGCAUGACGGCUGGUUCUACAACUCUACCAACCUGGCUUGGAGCUUCAAGGCUGUUGACAAAGUUCUCGACUUUAUUAAAACCAGCGGGCACAAGAACGCCUUCACGAUCGCGCCUCUCAACGAAGCCAGCGACAACUUGGCUGGCUUUGGUUCAGCAGCUGGUCUAUCCGACAAGGCGGCCAACUGGAUUCUGACCUACAUGAACGGUGUUUUCCAGCGCGUCGAAGCCGUUGACAAGCGUAUACCAGUCAUGCUGCAAGACAACUUCAAGGGUGCCGCCUUCUGGUCACCACUGUUCGACAAGAAGCGCAAGCUUGUCAUCGACUCGCAUGUCUACUACUUUGCCGCAUCGGGUACCUACUCACAGUAUGUCGCACCUGCUGUGUGCGGGCAAGCGAAGUACCUCGCGGAGGAGACCAAAUUUCCUGUGUUUGUUGGUGAGUGGUCGUUGCAGACUAUGUACAACAACACAUUGUCCGUACCUAGCCGAAAGACGAUCUUUGAUACUCAGCGCUAUGCUUGGCAGAAGUACGUCGCAGGUGGUGCUUUUUGGACAGCCGUGUCUUACUCCAAUACGCCCGUGGAUGGAAAAGGUGUCCAGAGGGAUUACUGGAGUUAUGUUGACUUGAUCAGGGCUGGUGUUAUCACUAAAGCCACAACUAAGAGCUAUUGCUAA